AAAUUCUUGAUGUUGACAUAAAUUUUUUUCUGUUGCCAUCUGUUCUGUCUUUGUUGGCCGGUUUUGCUUCUGUAGAGAUUUUCGUAGACGAACUAGCAUUCCCAUCGAGGUUACACCGAGCGAAUAUCGACUGAAUAAAUUAUCUUUCGGAAUUACAGUAAUGGUUUCCUGUUGGUAAGGCCAGAGGCACACAAGCGAAGGCGAAUUGAAGUAUCGAGCGGUAAAUUAUAGAUGGAAUGUCAGAAUACGAAAAUACUAUGAGGCAAGACAUAACGACAACAUGUACAAUUUUCCAAACGAAGCUGGUCGACCGGUCUCUGUUGCUUCGCCGAGCAGUGUAAGAGGCAAAUUGAAGAGAGAAAGCGGUUACUAUGCAGAAAGUUGGUCGUCUUCGCCUUUGACAAGAGAGACACUCAAGCGAAAUGCGGAAGAAGGCAACAAGAGAGAGGUAAUUAAACGAAUAUCUUUCGUUCUUUCUUCUUCUCUGAAAAGAUCACAAUUCUUGUUUAGUGCGUGAACUCUUUGCUAAAACCGUUUCCUGCGGAGCUUUUGUUUCCACGGUGGUUGAACAUUUGUCGAAUCAUGUAUACUUGUGUACGUGUACAUAUCUUAUAAAAUGCUACAGUUUUUAUGCCGAAUAAUUCUCGCAUAUUCUUUAUACAAAUUCAGAGCUAGUUUUUACUGAGGAAAUGAAGUCUUCUUCAAUACCUAACCGCUUCUUAAUUAGAGAAAAAGCCGAUAUCAGUAGUUUAAAAUUAUAUUUCGAAGGCUACUUGCAAUGCAAUUAAUGGAAUGACAGAUUUCUUUGGCAAGUAUGCUCUCCUGGAAAAUCGAACGGAAUGAAAACAGAUUAGUGUUGACGUUCUCGGCUGUGUUAAAACUUUUGCUAACUGCUGUGUGCGUUUGUUGAUUCUCUGUAACGCGAUCUAGUGUUAAAUUAUUUGGAAUUUUAUAAUUUGCCUGCCUCGAAGUUUCUGAGUCAAUAAUUUCACUUGCUCGGAAAAUGAAAUUUUUCUGUAAAUGUAUCACUUUUCGCUCAGAACAUCGCCAGGACUAAAGGCUUUCCUGUUCUUCAAUCUAUUCUUCAGAUUACCGAUAAACUUCGUUUGAGUACACGUUACGCAUUCUGUGAUAUUUAUACACUUAUAAUUAAGAAUCCAGACAAGUGUCUAAAACGGUAUUAAAAGUAGCAGAUAUGAAAAGUUACUUUUCUGGUAUUGCACAGAAAUGUGAGAUAAAAUUUUUGAUGGAAAAUUUAAUUUAAUUAAAGGACAGGAAACAGCGGGGGAGCCGUUUUCAAAAUUGUGGCGGUCGUGUUAUUGUCUACUGUCAACUCCAUGUGACAUUAUUGAGGUUAAUGUAAACAAAACUGAAGAUCAGAAGUACUAAAUGAAGUGUUUGUCAAGCCAUAUAUGCAAAUUUUACUUGAUGAGAUAUAUGCCUAUAUAACUGAAUUAAGUUGUCAGGAAUUCACGUCUAGUUUGAUUCUGUAAUCUCCUGAAUGAUGUAUUCUAGAAAACGAAAACUUGGAGACUUUGAAAUUCAUGAAUAAUUGACGUUCGUAAAUGAACCCAAACCCAGCUCUAGUUAAUUUUUUUUUCAUUCCAGCUGCAAACAUUAUUAAUAUUUUAAUGCCAUUUUAUCCUGUAACAAGAACUAUUACUUCAAAACUAAAAAAAGCAUCACAAUUGUGUAAGUUCUUAUUGUUCGAUACUUUUUCAAUUGAGUGUUCAAAUGCAUAGUAUCUAUAUUAACUAAAUAUAAUAACCACUAACCAAAUUCUAUAUGCUACUCCUCAAAGUUCUUGAUAACUAAAUGCCUUGUGUUUGGACAAGUCAAGUGAAAAUUGUCACAAUUGAUAAAUCCCUUUCUUUACCUAAGUAUGUUCACAAACCUUCAACUCAAGUGUUGUUAUGCAGAGGAACUCAAACCUUGUUUGAAGUAUUACUGGCUCUAUAGAAACUACAGAUCAUAGUGCACUCAGCAAGAGUAUGAGAGAUUGUGAGACAUAAUCAGACAUAAAACUUGAAAUUAAAGUUAUAUUUGCAUUUAAAUCAAUACAGUCAAACCUGUAUUAGAUGGUCAACCACCAGGAAUGGGGUGUGAAUGGGGGAGGGGGGGUGAUCACUUGAUAUAGGUUCCAUAGAAUAGGGGUAAUAUAAAAAAUGAUUAAAAAAAGGGUUAUUUUAUGCUAUAAUUAACCACUUCAUGUACAAAAACUUGUUUAACCUUUUAACUCCCAGAAGUGAUUAACAUGUGACUUCCCCCUAUAAUAACCUCUGCUCAUCCAACAAACAGGUUGUAAGAAAACUCAAACUUAUCCGUUUAAAGUUGUUAUCUUAAUCUAACAUCAAAUUCUUGAUACUAAUUUACAAAGAAAUGUUUAGCAGCUAGAGGGGAGAAUCAACAAUCAGAUCUUGGAAGUUAAAGGGUUGAUGAUACCACUAACAUUGAUUUUGGGAGAGAAACAAGGAUUACUUUUAUUUGAAAUAUUAUUCUGUGCUUUAUUUUCAUGAGUGGUUCUGGUUUUAGUGACUGUUCAAUACAUAUAGUGGAAGACAAGAUAAAUAGGCUGUUGGGCCUGAUCCAAAGGUGACCAUGUCUGCCUAACCCCUUACACCUUAACAUCAGUAUGCAUAUUCUCCACACUGUUCUCUAUACAUUUCCCAAGGUGGUGACAAGGAGAAUUUGUUUAACAAUCAAAAGCUUCUUUCGUUGGUGAUCAUUCCCUUUAUUCUCAGAACCUUAACAUGUGAUUUAGUGGUGAUAUUGUAAGGAGAAAUUACAUGCUAGUCACUCUAAGGGGUUAAAGAGCACUUAGAACAGGGUGACCAUUUAAAAUGGUGCCACUUAUUACAGGUUUAACUUUAGUUCAUUCAUUGAUCUGCUGAUGAAAUACAAGAUAAGAAAUUAUCCUUACUUUGUUAGUUGCAAAGGAAGAAAUAGCAGAAUGAAAACCUGAAAAAAUUCAGCUUGUAUCUGGAAGGAACAGGCUCCAAUCCUGCUAAAACCAGAAGUUUUUCAAGUUCCUUUUCUGAAAUUCUUUACUAUUGCUGCUUACUUGCAAGGAUCACUUCUCUACUUGUAAAGUAAAUAAGAAGUUUUGCACUUGCAGUAGAAUGAAAACUCACCACAAUUCCAAAGCAGUAAGCAAGUUUUUUUAUUUUAACCAGAAAUCCAGUAAUAGCAAGCUGUCAACAUCUUUUCUUUUCAGUCAUUUUCUCUGGCAAUGAGACCUGAGUGUUUAAAUUUUUGGUUCGAAUGGUAGCAGUCAUCAUUAUAAGACUUUAUUUUUCAUCAGUGAUCUCUUUUUUGUAUAUCUCAGUAACUGUCAACAGUUAAAAAUAUUACUUAAUUUGCAAAAUCAAGCUGGCUUUUCCUGUAAGAUCUUGCUGCUUCUCUUAAAUUUUAUUAUAGUGAAUGCAAGUUUUAUCUCCCCCAAUCUCUAUAUUCUACUCUCAAUGGGUCUAAACCCUUAAUGUUCUAAAGGAUACACAAUAUUUUCUUAUUACAAUUUCAAUACCUACAUGUAAUACCUGUCAGAGGUGUUGUCUUGAUAGGAUUUUGAAUUCUCCGCAUUAACUUUGACAGAAUGUUUAUAUACCAGGACCCAGUUUUUCAUAGGGUGAACAAUGCUAUCCUAUGGAUAAAUUUUUAUCGACAGGAGAGAGAUUUAUUCAGUGUAUAGGCUCGUACACCAUUUGAACAACCAGGGCCAGUAUGAAAAUUUACAACCAGAUAUUGGUUAGUUUCAGAGUUCGGAGUUGUGGGGUGUGAAUGAAAAAAGAGAACUCUUUGUUGUCCCCCACCCCUACUAAGACACACUCUUGUCCUUGCUAAUUAUUCAGUAUCUGUGUGUCAAUUUUUUUUUUUUUCAUGAACUAUGUGCCACAUUAUUCAGCUGAUAUCCUAUAAUGAACUUGUUCCAUUUAGCUCAUGCCAUGUUCUAUUUGAAAGGGAUUAACUGCAAUAUCAACAAUGCGGAAGGGGUUUUGUGUGGCAUUCAAAUGAAUGAAUGUUUCUGUUGUCACGGCCCUUGUUAAAUUUAAUAUGGAGAUUUUAAGAAAAUGAUUCUAUUUAAAUUUUAAUGUACAGGGAAUUAGUUUACAUAAGGUUCUAACUGUAAUUGACUUUUUAAUUUCUGUGAAGUUGUGAUCUUAAUUGGAAAAUCUAUCUUCUGUCACUUUCCAAUUGUAGUGGUGCAUCCUUUCUCUUGUGGGUUUUCUUUUUGUGGUUUGAAUGUCUUUUUCAUUCCUUCAAUAUCCAUUAUUGUUAUGCAAAAUUUAUUCUUCUUGAGGCAGUCAACCAAAACAGAAGCCCUGUAUAGGAGUCAAACUUAAGUUUCAUUUUUUUUGUUGAUUCCUUUGUAGUAUUUCAUUUUAAGUAGAGAUCUCUUGAUUUGAAAUGUUUUAAACAUAAGUUGAAUCCAGUGAAAACAAGAUUCUUUGUGAGUUUGUCAAGAUGCCUAACAUACCGCCUAACAUUAUAGUUUUCUCAAGUGGAUUUCAUAAUGGUGAACAGAAUGCGUCGUGAUCCCUGUGUAAACAAAAAAACAAAAUGUCUGACAAGGAGAAAAAUCAAUCUGAAGAUCUAUUCACGGUAAACAGUUUUUAAGUUGUUAUUUUAUUUUGCAGGUGUCUAUUACUUUUUAGGGGUAUUCUAAAAUAUUAUUCUGUCUUAUUGUGUCACUUAACAGGAGCAAUACGUUGCGUGGGUGAAUUCACAGCUUAAGAAAAGAGCUGGGAACCGUUGUGUUCGUGAGAUCCCACGGGACACAAGAGAUGGUGUUGCUUUGGUUCAGCUUGUGGAAGUGCUGGGUGAGGUUUAGUUCUUUUUAUUAAGUUAACUUGGAUUUUCAUGCAUACAGCUUAGUUUCACACACUCCAUUGCACUGAAGUGAUAGAAUACUGUGAUAUCUCAGGUAUCUGGUGCAAAUAUUGACACUGCCUCUAACAAGUGUCACCUCAACUUAAUUAAAGACUAAACUGUAUGCAUCCUUAUGUGCUUAAAGUUGAAGCCUUAGCUAAUCUUAUUAUAAGUCAAAAUUAGUGGUCUGGAUCCAGUUUCUCUGAAAGGACUUUGAUAUUCUUUAUUAAUGUUGUCUUCUACUGAGUAUGUGCACAUCACAUCAUUGUGUUUGUUAUCAUUUAGACCAUGAUAUAUUAAUCAGAAAAAAUAAUAAUAACAUUCAUUAUCACUAUCUUUGCUCUGGUUUGACACUUGGUAACUAAUGUUGUUUGGAAAUAGCAUGUGUUGGCCUAAUGUUCUGUCAGUGAUAAAAACAACAGUUAUAAGUUUUAAGGUGUUAGAAGCAAUGUUUCAUCACUCCUAGACCACCAAAUGAGUUCUUAAACUUUUGAAAUUUUAUUGUCAAUGAGACUCUCUCAGUGUAUAUUCCUUGAUUUUGUGAAGAUAAUUUUCAAGAUCCCUAACAGUAAAAUAUUCCUGGUGAUUCAUGAACCUGUGCUUAAGUAUUAAAUUUAGACAGACUGUGAUGCUUGAAGUUCUUUGUGAAUUUUUUUUUAGCCUUACUGCUUGAUUAGCUGUAACGAGUUGGAAAGCAAAGAUUCUCAGUCACUGGCAAGAAUCUGAAAACCACUAUUUAUAAUUUGGAAAUGUGUUAAAAAUGUGCACUUGAUAAUCCCUCCCAUAUGUUAUUAAUAUACUGGAUUUAUAACUCAGCAUGCUAAAUUAAUCUCUCCUGGAUUGUCAUAUUUGUUUUGAUUGUCAUCAUUCCAUCUGUAAUACAGAAUAAAUGACUGAAAAACUAUAUCCAUUGAUGUGGGUCUAUGCAAGAUGUUUCCUAUCCUCUCUGUAAAAGAAGUUACUGUGCGUGAACUAAUUUUGAAUUCAGUUAAUAGUUUUAGUGGCCACCAUAUGAAUAUAUAAAUAAAUUUUUAGUAUGGUCUACUGAGCACAACACCUGAAAUAAUCUAUCUAAUGUGUUAGAACCACAUGUUUGUUGUAAAUGUCACUUAAGCAGGGAUAAGAGAGACAAAUUAUUCAUUGCUUAUCAGUGCCUUGUAUAAUUGACUGUUGAAUGAAUGGUUACACUGAGUGGCAAUUAUUUCAAAUUAUUUGUUUGGGUAGAUCUUACAGACAAAGAAUGCUAGGAAUUAAAAAAGAAUAAUUCAAAUUAUUAUUUCACACAGUGAAUGUUAAAGCUUGCGUUGACAAUAAUUAAUCAGAGUUCUUACUGGCACUUUUUUAUGUUGUUGCUCAAUAAUAAGUGAAAUCUAAUUUCUUUGUCUGCUUUGUGCAAUACACAUCAAUUUUCACAAGAAAUGUGCGGUCAGUGAGUUCACCCAUAGGGUGACAGUGUGCAGCACAAAAGUGCGUGGGGUUGACUCUAUGUGUUGGGACCAAUAAAGUUAACCAAGGUUUUUAUGUGUCUUUUUUUCUUACCUUUUCAGCUGGUGAAGCUCUGAAGUUUGAUGACUCUCCAACAACAUAUGCAGCUAAAAAAGAGAAUGUAGACCAGGUCUUGCAAUUCAUGGCCUCCCAGAGAAUCAAAAUGAGACAGAUCUCAUCAAAAGGUAAGCAAAAGAGUGAUAAACAAUUUGAAGUCUUUUGCAUUCUGGCACUAAAUCUAUGAAUCAUUUGGUCAGCGUGUUGGCUGAACUAAAUUAUUAUAUCAAUUCAAUUUCAAAAGAAUUUUAUGUAGUUUGAGAAAUAGGCACAUUAAAAUUUUGAUGAUGUGGUUUUUCAUAUUGUUAAUGUCAAAAAGGCAGGGUUUGAAUCUUUCUGUGUUAGGGCAAUCACUUCAAGUUUUACCUUCAAAAUCUUGAAAAUAAUUUUUCCUUUUUUAGAAAUUGUGGAUGGGAACUUAAAAGCCACAAUGCGGCUUGUGCUUGCCCUGGCAGCCCACUUCAAACCUGGAAGUGUGAAGCCAAAUUCACAUCAGGGUGGCUCUCCUUCACAUACCAAGCUCACUCGCAGUCCAUCUGCUGCAGCGGCUGCCGCUGAGGCUGCUGCUGCUAUUGGUGAAGCCAGCAGGAAGGCUGCAAGUGCUGGUCGUCAAAUACACAUGCCAUUCAGGCUCAGGUAAUGAAGCUUGUCAUCCCAAAGAAAACAUAAAUUUGGGGAUAAUGUUUGAUUUGACACCAAUGUUUGAUUUGACACCAAAUUCUCAAAUCUAAAAUUGUAAGAAAUUUAUGAUGGAGCACUGAGUGCAGAGAAUCAAUGUUUUCAUCUUUAGAGUGACAGGAUUAAUAGAAAACCUGGGGUUAAAGAAAGUUGUCCUAUCUGUGGUGUCUUUUACUAGUUUUUCAUCUACUUUUUGAACUUUUCUUUUAAUUUUCAGAAAAACUCCAAAGAACUUGCCUGUAACACCAAAGACAGAGCGGCCUCCUAUUGAUGCCAGUCCAGGAAGCAGCCCUUUACUUUCUGCAUCACCCCUUAAUACACCAUUAAACAGAACUCCUGUUCGCAAGAUAAGUAGGCCAUCAAGUGCAGAAUCUAGACAUGACAAAGACAAUGGGUCAGAUGGCUCCAAUGUUAGCAGUGGCGCUACCACACCCAGACUACAACACAGAGACCUUGCAGCACUUCAGUCCAUGUCUGAUUCUGAGUCUAUUUUAUCAAAGGAUCUGUCAAGAAAUAGUCAUUCCAGUACCUUUCCAAAUUUAGAGUUUCUGCAAGAAGUAACUGAAGGGUUGGAAAACAUGGAAGAUGAAACAAAUACUGUAAAGGAAACUCUGUUACAUCUGCAGAACUUGGUGAGUUUGUUUUGUUACUGUGGUUCUUUGCAGCACUAAUAUUGUUUGUUGUUUGAGAAAAAAACCAGGGAAACCAUCAUACAGUUUAACCAUGUUUUUGAGUACCAUAUAAAACUUUUGGCAAUCAACCUAGUCAGAGUUACUAGCAUCUACUUUCUCCUCACAAUAUCACCCCUAAAUCACACAAUGAGGUUAUGAGAAUUAAGGAAAUGAUCAUUACUUGAAGAAGCUCUUGAUUGUUGAACAAAUUCUCCUUGUCAACACCUUAGGAAAUGUAGAGACAACUGUAUAAAGAAUAUGCAUGCUGAUGUUAGGGUAUAAAGAGUCAACUGUUCUACUCCUGGGAGUGAAAGGGUUAAGAGCAGAAACUCCCAUAACUACUUUGAAAAACGAGAGACCAAAAUUUCGUGGUAGAAAAUUCAUGAUGGAAAAAACACACAAAAACAAGAAUUUAGAAUUGUCAAGAAACUCCUAAUAAUUUCAUUGUGACAUCAAAUUUAGAAUUAUUUUAAAGACCAAUGAUCCCCAUUUGCUAUCAUUUCCCAACUUUUUUAGACACAUUAAAGACUUGAGAACAAUUUUUUUGGCUAUUUUACAGUUGCUGGAUGGCAGAGUGGAGGAGGAUGAGAUUCCUGAAGAGUACUGUGGCCUUGAGGGUUCAACAGUGCAAGAGCAACUGACGAUUGUGAGCAGUCGACUUGAUCAAAGAGAAGCAGAAUAUGACAGCCUAAAAACAGAACUUAACAAGUCUAAAGAAGAGUGUAUUAACUUACAAGGUGUGUGCUAAUUUUGUGUGUAAGUGCAAGAGACCUUUUGUGUAUACAGUGAUUAACUUGAUACUUCAAAGCUGUGACAUCAGCCUAUUAGGUUGCUUAUUGGCAACUGAAGUCAAACACUGGUUAGAACUCUUGAGAAAAUUUAAAAUUAUUGCAAUAGGACUGAGUGGAGUCCAAUUUGGUUUGUAAUCAUACAAAAUCGGCCAACCGUGAAGCAGGAGUACAAUUUGUUUUUCACAAGUCUGAUUUCAGACAGAAUUGGACAACAUGAAGUACUGUUACCAAUUAAUUAAAACUAUGACAAAAUUUGAGAAAGAAACCAGACAUAGGUUGUACAUUUUCAUAAAAAAUCAACAGUUAACUCAACAACACGCAUUCAUGAUGCGUUCUGUCCACUUACAUAGGCAUGAUGUAUUAACUGUCCCUUUAACUGUCCUAUUACACUGUCCAAUGAAAAGCAUGAAGUGUAUGCUGUCCUAUUAGUGCUCAAAUUGGGCUGGUGAUAACCAAUUACAUUCAAGAAUUUUGUUAUAGUUUUGAUUAACUCUUCUACGUUUGGUAGUGCAGUAGUGAAAAGUUAUGAACACCAUCCUUUUUAAGUUUGGGUUUACUUCUGUUUGUAGAGUUGUGUUUGGUUAUAAAGUUGGCACUUAGUUGAUUUGUUGAUUUCUAUCCUCAGUCCAAAGAUUUCCCCAUUGGUUUCAACAUUUUUCUUUUCUCCUUUUUUUUCUACUCUGAAGUGCGAAGGAAAAUUCUCUUCAUAAAAUUUGCUUCUGCUAGAAUCUAACAAUUAAUCAUUGAUUUAUUAAAAAUAUGUUUACUUACUAUUUUAUUAGGUAUUAAGUCAGGACUGCAGUCAAGACUCAACCAGCAGGAACAAAGCAUAAUGCAGCUACAGUCAGAUUCUUUAAAGCAUGAAUUAGCACAGCAGAAACAUGAGUCAGAUGUAGCACAGUUAAAGUGGCAGCUUGCUGAGCGGGACAAAGAGGUGUCUGCCCUUAGAAAUGAACUGGUACGAAGAGAGAAAACUGUGGAUAAACAGAGAAUGGAACUUGAGGAUGCUAUGAGGCACAUUGAAGAACUUCAAUAUGCACAGGUUUGGGAUAAUAUUAACCCUUUAAUUUUAAAAAGCAAUCAAUGUGUGACUUCGCCACAAUGUAUACAUGUGACAAAUUGUUGAGUUUGAAAAUGAAAAAAAUUAAACCAAUUUAUUAACUGUAGGAUGUUGAACCAGACUACAGGGAAGAGGGUGACAUCUACAGUAUAUGUAUGACCCACACAGUCACAUUAUUUAACCUCCAAUCAACCACAGAUCAGUUUGAUUUUCAGAUUUAAAAUUUAAAAUUUUGCCAUUGGAAACAACUCUUUGACAAAAGAAGCUCUGGAAAAAUUAUGAAUUGAAGGGUGGUCACUUUCUAGCAGCUGGUAUUAAUAUCCUACCAAAGUAGCUUAAUAAAAAUUUUUUUCUAUUUUAAGGAGUUGUUUUAAUAAAUGGUGUAUUGUUAAUAUCAGUUAAUUUGAAAAUGAUAUGUUUUGUAUUACAGGCAGGGACAGGAAGAAAAGCAGAUGAUCACUUAAUAAUUGAAUUGCAACAAAGGAUCAGAGAUCUUCAGGAUAAGCUUGAUUCUGUUGGUGUGUAUGAGGUAAGAAACUUAUAACAUUUCACAUCACUGUUAGAUAGAGGAUCUACACUUGUGUUAAAAUCUGAUGGUCAUGUGCAUGAUACUGGUAUUUUCUUGGUGUAAUGCUACUGCAUUUAGUAGAUUUUUAGCAUUAUUUCAAAUGUGGGAUUAUCUCAAAGGUGGUUGUUUAUUUUGAAAUCAUAUUUCUUAACUCACUGAUGAUAAAUGUGGUGAAUCAUUAGUGAAUAUUAGGUGAAGCAGAAACUUGGGUUAUUUUGCAGAACAAAUCCCUGGAAAAACCUGUGUCUGUUGGCUAACUGCCAGUACCUUAUUUUGCAUAUAUUUUUUUUCCAGAAAAAGGCAUACUGAUUUCAAAGGGUUUGAGACAGAAAAUACAGAGACCACUUUUACUUUACAAUUAAUUUGGAGUGUCUCUCAUCAUCUCUUUGAAUGAUUCUAGGCCACCAUCUCAGCUCGAAUUGCCACACAGGAUGAAAAGAUGGCAUCACUAGAGAACCAGAUUUUGAAUCCUCGUGAAGCAGUUGCUUCUCAUGGGCUAAAGGUGAGCUUGGAUAAUGUUUGCCAACUGCAUUCUGUUCACUUAAACAAUCAUUUAAUUAAUUAAUCAAGAAACAGUUUACUCUGCUUGUGAUUAGGGAUGCAAUUUUACAUCUGAUGAUGAAAGAUUGAUGUCCUUUUAUUUUGUUGGCAGAGAUCAGAGGAAUUGGAGGUGGUGCGUGAAGCUAUUGAAAGUCUUCGAAGCUGUUUCAGACCACAUGAUCCACAUCACCACACCCUAGAUACAUUAGAACAGGUGCUUGUCAGAACUUUUCUUUCUGUGACAUCCUUUCUGUCGCUCAUGUUAGAGCUAUGGAGAAUACACUUUAUAAAUGUAUUAUCACUAUUAUUUCAAAUUUUUGUUAUUUAUCCUCAAAAUAAUGUAUAAGUGUCAGUGUACUUUGCAACUCUGUGGCAAUAGGAGAAAAAGAGGAAGACAAACAAUAUUAGCUAAGGGAAAAAAAUGGUAAAAAAUUUCAUCUUUGUGUGCUAAUUGGUCAGUUUCAAAGUGUGUUGGGGGAGUUGGAAAUGAGGCUUUUGAUAAACAAAUCUAGGUGAGUGUCGAAGGAGAUAACUUGAAUGUAGAACUUUCAGCUUUCAAAACCCAGCAUAAGAUACUUGACUACUCUACCUAAAUUCAUGCAGUUAAGUAUUUGUCUUUUGGGUUUAGGAAGCUGAUUUGUGUGGAUAAAUUAAGCUGACUGUUUGGAUUUUUCUUUGGCUAUGAGUGCAAGGAUUUGGUAGAUGUGGAGAUGUGUGUUGCUAAAUGUAGUUACUUCUGGGGAGAGAAUGGGUACCACAUGUCUACCCUCAGCCUGCAGCAUGAAAGUCCAGAACAGUUGUUUUAUCGUAUCAAAACAAUCUCGUAGUCAAAGAAUGUUUUGGGCUUGCAUUUAUUUACUAUAGAUAUUUUUGUUUAUCUGAUAAGUUUUCCUUUUGUUUCCAGCGUGUAAUUGCGGUUCACUCUUCAGACCAACAAACUCACCCCUUCAAUUCUGAUACUGAAAAUGCAUCAAUUAACUCCAAGGUAAAUAUACUCCACAAGUUGAAAGCGAGUAUUUUUCCAUGCAAAUUUUAUAUCAUUUGUAUUUGACAUAAUCUUCAGAGUUUUGAGAAUUUGUUUCUCUUUUUCAGGGGGUGAAUGGAUUUGAACACAGCAAUGGAUACAAUGGCAAAUCACUUUCACAUCACCGGCAACUAGGUAUGUGAUUUCAUUUAACAAUCAUUACCAGGGGUCUCAUUAACUUUUUGCAGUAUAUUGCCGAUAGUGUAGAAGGUGGCUGAGCUAGGAAAAGGGGCUUUAAGGUGAAACCCUAACUUAAAACACCUGCUGGCAGGCAACACAGGGUUUUCCUGGAAAACCAGGAAAGUCCUUGAGAUUUAUUUUGACAUCUUCUAGGACUGAAAAGUCCUGGAAAUCUGCCUAACUCAAGCAGUAAAGUUUUAGGAAUUAAUGUGAUAAGAAAUGUAUCUAGUACCUCUUAUAACUACUUUAAGUUGUUUGGAAUUCUUGAAAAUUCUUCAGGUAAGAGGAUUGCUCAACCAAUUUGAAAAUAUAUUUUACCUGUCAUGCCCACAAUAACAGAGAACACUGAAUCUAGAGAUUGAUACAGUUUUGAUUUUAUUUAAGAGCACUUUUCUUUUUUUAAUUUCUUACUUCUGAUCUUUGGGACAUAGUGUUAGGGUAUGUCUAAUUUUUACAAUUUUCUCUUAAACAGUUAUUGUAAUAUAAUGUAAACAUUUUUUUAAUCUAUUAGAGAGUAAUGAGAGAGUUCAAGCAUCAGGAAUCAGCACCAAAGUGUUGUAUUUUACAGAGAAAAGUGUCACUCCUUUCCUUACAUCAAUACCUAGAAGGUUAGUUACAUGUUCAACUUUGUUAUUCUUGAUGGAUUUUAGGAAUUUAAGUAAAUUGUGAGAAAUUGCCAAUUACAUGUUUGUAUUAAAAAUAAAUUGAAAAUUUAAACUUAACCAAGGAACAGUUGGUAAAACUGAAAUUAUCUUUCAGUAUGAUAGGUUAACAAAUUCAUGCUUUGUCAUCAUUUGCAUCAAUUAGAUGUGUUCUUUUUCUCAAGAGGUUCUGUGACAUCAGUUUCCCUAGAAAUUUUGUUUCUUUUCAGACUCGGAGAAAUAACUUUAGGAGACUUCAAGGAAGCCAUUGACAGACCUGGAAUGUUCCGUUAUCACUUUAAAGCCUUAGAUCCUGAGUUUGGAACAGUUAAAGAAGAGGUAUGUAAAGGGUUAUUAAUACUAUGAUCCAAAGGUGAGAUAACUGACCAAAGUUUGUGAUAUAUUUGCAGUAUGAAGCUAGCACGAAGGGAGUUAGUUUCUAAAAAAACUGUGGUGCUAUGUCAGAGGGGUAUUACAAGUUAAUUUGGUUAUUAUCAGCUGAGUUCGUAAUGUAUUACUUAAUAAUCCAAAAUGCUGAUGUUUUGUGGGUUAGCUUCAUUUUGAGGGUUUACUCAAGGCUCAGGUUAACAUUCAAAAUGUCAGCCUUAGAAAGUCUUCACAGUGGCCAAUUUACAUUAAUUUAUUAACUCAAUUGAUGACCCCAAAUUGUCAUGAAGCUGGCAUAGUCUAUCUUGCAGCCAUAAAUGGGGCUUGCUGAUUGUCAUGUGAAGAAAAAUUAAAGACCAGCAGCACUUUAUAGACAGUAGAUGCCUUAAACUUAUGGCAACCAGAUACAGGGUGUGGUUAUGUAAUACUGGAAUAAAUUCAUAAAUUUCACCUUAACCUCCACUUCUUCCUCUGUGGCAGGUGAUAGAUGAUGGAGACAUAGUACCAGGUUGGGAAGGAAAAAUUGUUGGCUGGGUUGAGGAUGAUACAGGACAAAAAGCUCUUUCUGGCUACCAAGACCAAAUGACGUGACACAACAAUGCAUUGAAGAAGACUAGAUUAACUGUUAUUAAUAAUAUUGUGUACAUCAAUUUCAAAUAUGAUUAGGACCUUCAGCUGAGUUCCUGAAGCUGUCAACUUUAAAGUGUAUCCAUAAAUUGUAGCGUUGUUAUACUUUCAGUGCAACUAUUUGCUAACUAAGCAUUGUAAGUUGAAAAGUGAGCCCUAAACAUGGGCCCUUUUCUGCAUGAGCUCUGCCAUAGAGGUUGAAACUGAACCUUUUCUCUUAUUUAAGAAUUCCUUGUUUGGCUCUUUUUCUGUCAGUCAUAUUAAGUGCCUUAUUGAUGUACUGGUAAAUGUAGAGACCUCAUAAAGGAGGAAAUUGUACCUACUUCUUUCAUAAGACAGUAAAAAUGUUUAUGGCUCAUAUUAGUUGACAAAUGAAUAUAUUUAGUGGUUGUCCAUAAAUGGCAGAUAUUUUGUCUACACGAAAUACUCCAGUAUUGUGUGAUGACUUUAAAAUAAUUAUUGAAUUUGCUUAUUGUUUGGGUGAAAAGCUUGGCUUUUACAGGGUACAGAUAUGAAUGUGCUUCAACAACUCAGUCAUCAGAUGGGAGAUUAUAUUGUUAUUAUGAAUAGUUAUCUGUAGAUAUCACUUCAAAUAUGCAUACAUGUGAAAGAGGUGUAAAGAAAUCAUGAUAUUUUUUAUUUCAAGUUUGACCGGAACAUAUACACAUCUGCACUUAAAUUUAAACCAAAGCCUUUCUGUGGGGAAGUUGUGAUAUUGAAGUUUUAGAUCUAGCCUACUCCAGGCAUUCAGUUAGUGAAACAGCAAAAUAGCAUAAUGGUAAUGGAGGAGUGAAAAAGUGAGUGGGGUUUGGGUCAAGUUGGGUAAAGAAUGUGACCGGACCAAGACCUCCCUCUCUUUUUCACUCAUCUGCCAUCAUACUAUACUACUGUUCACUGUUACACUUUGUUUACCAAAUGAAUAUUUGGAACAGGCUAUUUCAGAUCCAGUUAGAGUAAAAGAAAUUAAAGUUUGGCCUUGCAAAUGGAGAAUUACAAUUAAGCAAUGUUGUUUCUUUUGCAUAGUGGCACAAUAUUACUAGUUGUAGCAAAGUUUGAAUUGUAGAGAUUAAAUGUUUAGAUAAGCUUCUCACAAAAAAUAUGUAAAUAUUUAUUGUCUAAAGGAAAUACAGAGGAUGUAAAAAAAGUGUGGUUGGGAUUACCCUGUUUAUACCCUUAACCCUUUACACCCUAAGAUCAGUAUCCAAGUUCCCUAUACUGUUCUCCAAACAUUUCUAAGGGUACAGACAAGGAGAAUUUGUCUUACAAUCAAGAGCUCAUUGAGUUUCUUGAUCAUUUCCUUUAUUCCCGUGACCUUUAUGUUUGAUUUAGGGGUAAUACUGUGGGGAGAAAUUAUAAGUUUAUCGCUCUUAGAAAUGAAAUGACCUGAAGACAAAUUAAAAUGAAACCAUUCAGCUGAAUUUUUAAGUUGUGGGGAGGCAACUAGGUGAUGAAAAAGUUUGAAGUGUUUGGUAUGAAAGGUCUAGCUUUUCAGAAAUUGUUAUGUUGGAUUAGCCAAACAUUAAGUUAAACACACCAACUGGUAAGUGUACGUUUAAGUAAUACU
Molecule: messenger RNA, 15139 nt
Organism: Pocillopora meandrina
Lineage: Eukaryota; Metazoa; Cnidaria; Anthozoa; Scleractinia; Pocilloporidae
Source: the annotation of a GenBank genome assembly